UACUACAUACAGUCGCACCAUACAUUCGCACAAUCAUUUCAGUCAGGGUACGCUUGUCAAGUGGGUCAUACAAUUGUGUGGACAGGGCCGGGAGUUAAAGUUCAUUAUUUUUAUUGUUGUUUGAUUGGCGGCCACCUCCGGGCGAGGGAAAAAGUGCAAUGAACAAAUUAUUCAGCAGCAAGUCGAGUGAGUUCGAGAACGAAGCGCUCGACAUCCACAACGAGUACCGGCGCGACCACGGCGCCCCCCCGCUCGUGCUGAGCAAGGACCUUUGCAAAAUCAGCCAGAAAUGGGCCGAGGAACUCGCGAGGAAAGACGCCAUGGCCUACAGCCUCAACUCAGACUACGGCGAGAGCAUCUACUGCGGCUGGUCGCCGGACCCCAGCACCAGGAUCACGGCUCGGGACUGCGUCGACAAAUGGUACAGCGAAAUAAACGACUUCUCCUUUGGACAAGAACCUGAAAUUCUCACUUGCGGCCAUUUCACACAAAUCGUCUGGAAAGACACCAAGGAACUCGGCAUCGGCAGUGCCAAGAGCAAAUCCGGUAAACUGUACGUAGUCGCUAAUUACAAUCCCCCGGGAAAUUACACCGGACAGUUCGCUACAAAAGUUCUACCACCAGGCGCCUUGCAGUUCAGAACUAACAACAACGAGAGUACACCCAACAACAACCUGGCCCCGUCUCCGGCUGGCAGCAACAGGAACAGCAGGAACUUUGGAGAAAUCGCAACCAAUUUGGUCGGAAAGCUAAAAGUUUCAGCUGAUAAAGGAGACACCUUCGAGGAAGAAUGCUUGCAGGCGCACAACGCGUACAGGAAGAAGCACGGCGUCCCCCCACUAGUACUUAACAAGAAAAUUUGCAAAUACUCUACUGAAUGGGCCAAAGUUCUAGCGAAAACAGGAAAAAUGGAGCACAGAGAUCAAAGCACUUACGGUGAAAACAUAUUCUACGCUUGGUCGUCAGAUCCCAAUUUUACAGUAACAGGAGCGGCGGCGGUCGACAAAUGGUACAGUGAAAUUAAGCUCCAUACGUUUGGGAAAGAGCCCACGAGUUUAGCAUCUGGUCAUUUCACUCAAGUGAUUUGGGAGUCCACCAAAGAGAUGGGGGUCGGGGUGGCGAAGUCGUCGGACGGCAAAACAUUCGUCGUAGCUAAUUACUUCCCGCCGGGCAACGUCAUCGGCAGUUUCGCAGCGCAAGUCCCACCGCCUAAAAAAUAAAAUAUUUUUAAUUAAAACCAAAGUUUACAGUCACAGAAAACAAGCAGAAAACAUUCCAAAAAUAAAGUCUGUAUUAAAAUUGAGACCUGUAUUAAAUUGUAUAGUUGUUAUUUUUUAUUACUUAAUUGAGUUGAAUAAAUUAUUUUUACUUAAACAAAA
Messenger RNA from Plutella xylostella (diamondback moth), 1379 nucleotides. RefSeq names its product ectin. The record is from RefSeq and is a predicted model, not a curated record. Gene Ontology annotation, cellular component: extracellular region. Lineage: Eukaryota; Metazoa; Arthropoda; Insecta; Lepidoptera; Plutellidae.